Messenger RNA from Maylandia zebra (zebra mbuna), 3187 nucleotides. It is a transcript of the gene leap2, whose product is annotated as liver-expressed antimicrobial peptide 2. NCBI's taxonomy places the organism in Eukaryota, Metazoa, Chordata, Actinopteri, Cichliformes, Cichlidae. The record is from RefSeq and is a predicted model, not a curated record. Gene Ontology annotation, biological process: defense response to bacterium; antimicrobial humoral immune response mediated by antimicrobial peptide.
UGAGAUGAAGCAAAUGGGGUGGACGCUGCAUGGACUGUGACUCCCUGUCCCGCCCUCACUGCUCUCCCUCUCCAGGGAUCAGGCCCUGACUAUAUAACAGAGAGACGAGCCCUCCUGAAAUCCCCUAAGUCAGGCUCACUUGAAAAGACUUAUAGGUUCCAGAUUCACUUCUUCUCACUUCUGGAAGUUGGCAGGGGUGCUUGAGACCUCCACAAAGUCUUGGAAAUCAGGGAAGCCUCCAGGUUGAGGCUGAGCAACGUAGCCAAAGAGAAAGAAAGGACGAUAAAAGCAAAGAAUCUCCGUAGACUUACCAGCAAACACCCCGGUCCACUGGAAAGAUGCAGAAGACAGGCUUCUUCACCCAAAAGAAAGCAGCAGCAGCACUGUGCAUUGUCCUGUUAAUGGUGGCUCAACAGGUGUGUGCAGGUCCUUUGGUUUCACAGGAUCAGUCCAGCUUCCUCCAGAGUGCAGAUCUAAGGGGGUCAGAUGUCGUCCACGCUCCGAGGAGGAUAGCCCGGAUGACCCCACUGUGGCGGAUCAUGAACAGUAAACCCUUCGGAGCAUACUGCCAAAACAACUAUGAAUGCUCCACAGGCCUCUGCAGGGCAGGACACUGCUCCACGAUGAACCAUUCGGCAUCGCAGCCGGUGAACUAUUAGCCGUCCGAGGACACAACCAGCAUGUUCAUCCUGACGGGUUCUGAUAACUGGGAGAUCAGCUUACCCAGGCUUCUUCUUCUUCUUUUACUUCUUCAUUUUAAAUCAGAAUUUGUAUUUAUUUUCCAGUAAAAUUAUAUCUAAACAAUUUUUUAAAUGCACCUGUCAGGCAGCUACUGCCCCACCUGAUGCAUUUCUAAUUGGGAAUUGUCAGGCCUUUCAAACCUUAAGCAUUUGAUGACAGUUUAACCACACAGAAAGUUGUAUUUCUGCAACUAUUGAGCUUUUUUUUUUGUUAUUAUCUCUGUGUCCUACUAGUUACCCUGGCUUUGAACUUAUCCCACAGCUGAUAUAACGGCGCUCGAUAACAGCGUUUCAUUUAAAACCCGUUCCUUCAGAAAUAUCAUAAAACAGUGAAACAUUUUUAAAGGACAUUUGUAAUUCUGUAACUGAGCAGAUGCGUAGUCUCCACAUUUUUAUGACUGAGAUGUAAUUGGUCAUGUUUUCUAGGGUGUGAUAAACUCAGAUUUUUAAUGAUACGACUUUAUCAGAAGUAAAUGUAACAACUAGCUGUGCCUUCUACAAACUCCUCACCCUUACUUUUUUUUUUAAUACUCGCAGUCAUAAUUUCUGUCCCCUUAAUAAUUGGACCAGCCUAGUUUAGUCCAAGGUUAAAUUAAAAGGUAAAAUGUAAAUGAAGGAUAAACCAAUAGAGAACAAAUGACAUGGAGCUGACCUUUGAUCACUUCUUACUGUUGGGCAUUUUACAUAAAGCAAAGUUUUAGAAAUCUUAAAAAUAUGAAUGAACAUGAAUAUGAAUGAAGUUGCGGAAAUGACAUAAAAGGUGAUGGUAUAAAAACUGAGAAGAGGUGGAGCAAUGUUGUUAUGGAUUUAAGAUAAAAGUUAUUUAAAGUACACUCAGGUUCUUGACAAAAGGUUCAAACACAGUUGGAUUAACUAACAGUAUCUGUAAUGCUGAUUCUGGUAUUUUAUUUAUUUUAUCUUUUUUUUAAAUGUCAAAAUGUGCCCAUUUUCAUUUACUAUUUUAAACUCAGUUUAGGAUAUUUCACUUUUUUUUGUCCCAUAACCGUUUGGGUUUUUUGUUUUGUUGUUUUUAAAAAAAAGGAUUUAAAGCAGGAACGUUAUGACAUCUACAUGCUCAAACAAUUUUAAAUCUGCAAAGUCUCAAAGUCGAGCUACCUGAUGGGCUGAGUGUACAAAUACUGGGAAUAGAUUCCUCACUAUGAGCUGCACAGCCUUGUUUUUUAUUUGCACAUCUAUGAAAUCCUGAAAUUUAAGAGGAGGUUGCAGCUUUAGCUUCAACUCACCUGCAGUUUACUUCAUGCACACAGCAGGUGCUUGCUGAUAUUUUGUACACUCAGGUUGCACUUUUAAACCCAAAUUAUCUUUGUACUGUGUAUUGCUUACUGUACUGUUUUACUUGCAUCUGAAGGGCCGGAGAUGAAGUGAAAUAAAAGCAUCGGACAAAAGAAUCAGUGACUCAAACGUGGACUUUUGUACGCCGUUGCUUCGUGUCUUCUCAUAUACCUUUCACCUGGGACAUAAUGUGGACAAAGCUGACAUUUGAAUCCAAGGUAAACAAAUGAAUCUGCUGCCAGCGUUCAAAAGUCAAACAGCUGCUGGUGCACAGAUAUUCAGUCUUUCACAACGAGAGAAGCCAGCCAAGCGUGUGAGUGGGUGCAGGAGAUAAGUCGUGUUCAUUUAAGAGGAAUGACGCCUCCUGAAGGAGUUUUCCACAUCUUAAGAAAAUCUGCAGAGUCAUCAGAAAUGUCUGUUUGCAUGUUUGUCUGCACAUUCCUGCUGAAUUCACUGACAAGAUAACAGAAUAGAUGGUAAUCCAAACUCUUAUUUGUCUUUGUAAAAAGUGCAAGUACAGGUACUGGAUCCAAGUCCUUUAACAAGGAUUACCUUACCUUUUCAGACAUUUUGUUUGACCUUUACUGUUUCGAUAGGAGUUAAGAAGGGAAGGAGCAACUAAGUGGUGAUAAUACACUUGAUUAAGCAUUUGUCAGAAAGUCUGAGCACUGCUAUAAAAAUCAGAACUUCUGGAAGUUUCCUCGCCUGGAACAUUCAAGUGUGUUUUAACACCAUGAUGCAAUUUCACAAACUGUGCAACAUCUCGGACUCUACAGGCUUCAGUUAGUUAAAAGUUAAAGUUCAUGACAGUAUUGUUAGAAAAAGAUUGAAUAAGUAUGAUUUGUGUAGAAGGGUUGCGAGGAGAAAGCCUCUUCUCUCUAAACAAGGCAGCAAGGUUCAAGUUUACAAAACCGCAUCUGAACAAAUCAGAAGACUUCUGAAACAAUGUCAUUUGAAUGAUGAUGGCUGUAGCCCAGGUGGUGGAACAGGUUGCCUACUAAUCGGAAGGUUGGUGGUUUGAUCCUUGUCUGCUCCCGUCUGCAAGCCAAAUAUCCUUGGGCAAGAUACUAACCCCAAGUUACUCUCCGAUUCAUCCAUUGGAAUAUAAAUGGGUGAAAUCUGUGUAAACCGACUUGACUGCUCAGAGUAGAAAA